This is a messenger RNA of Mobula hypostoma (lesser devil ray), 3742 nucleotides long. RefSeq names its product polyubiquitin-like. NCBI's taxonomy places the organism in Eukaryota, Metazoa, Chordata, Chondrichthyes, Myliobatiformes, Myliobatidae. Gene Ontology annotation, molecular function: structural constituent of ribosome; protein tag activity; ubiquitin protein ligase binding. Gene Ontology annotation, cellular component: nucleus; cytoplasm; cytosolic small ribosomal subunit. The coding region runs from base 230 to 943 and encodes 237 amino acids. Gene Ontology annotation, biological process: modification-dependent protein catabolic process; protein ubiquitination. The transcript has 2 exons. The record is from RefSeq and is a predicted model, not a curated record.
CGUUCAGAAACGGGAGCAGAAGAUAAAGCGAGCCGGGGGAGGCGGAGAGACGCAGAGUUGCAGGAGCGGGGAUACCGAUCAGCAGCAGCCCGAGAAUUUCUAUUGAUUUACCCGGACCAGAGCUGAAAGUCGGUGCGGAAUAAAGGGCAAAGAAAAAAAGCUGCGGAUCAGAUUUUCUUCAGAUUCGUCCUGACUUCCUGCACUGUCGACAAAAAUUCGAUUUGACAAGAUGAGACUUCAGGUGAGGUUUAUCAGCGGCGAUGGUUUCGAACUUGCUGUCGACCCUUCCAUUCAAGUGUCGACACUCAAGAUGAAAAUCCAGGAAAAGACCAAGGUGCCCAUUUUCCAACAGCGUCUGAUGGUGCAAAAUGGCCAAAGCGUGGAGAUGCAGGACGACAGAAGUCUGAGCUACUACAACCUCAACCCCAGCCCCACCGUCCUGUUGCUGGUCACGAAAGAGGAAUCCAUGCAGAUAUUUCUCCGGAAUGACAAAGGGAAAACCUCGACGUACGAUGUGAUGCCCUCUGAGUCCAUGCAGAAGUUUAAAGCGCGGGUCCAUCGGCAGGAGGGGGUCAGACCCGACCAGCAGUGCCUGGUUUACGAGGGCAGACAGUUGGAGGAUGGGCGAUUGCUCUCCGACUACAACAUCAGACCACAAACCACCGUCAUGUUGGUUAGCAAAGAGGAAUCCAUGCAGAUAUUUCUCCUGAAUGACAAGGGGAAAACCUCGACGUACGACGUGAUGCCCUCUGAGUCCGUGCAGAAGUUUAAAGCGCGGGUCCAUCGGCGGGAGGGGGUCAGACCCGAACAGCAGCGCCUGGUUUACGAGGGCAAACAGUUGGAGGAUGGGCGAUUGCUCUCCGCCUACAACAUCACACCACGAACCACCAUCUCUCUGCUGCUCCGGCUAGGUGGAGGCAGAUUUACUCCCGCUGAUGGUUAAGAGAACUGUGAUUAAAUAUAAUUUAGUGGUACUUUAUUGCAUUCCUAAAUUCUGUCAUUAGCACUUUGUUACUUUACCCUGCCUAUCUGUUACGUUCCACAGUGAUAUUCACAAGUUGGACAAAGGACCAAUUUCCACUCUGUAUUAAUGCUGUACUGAUGGGGUGUCAGUUGGACAACGACAUAAAUUCCCAUCGAGGUUUGUUGCUUGUCACCUUGUUGCCUUCUUAGCCUGGAAAACAUGGGUAGUCAGUUUUGCAGAGGCCAGAUAUUAACAAAAUCAAAGGAACUCUGGCAACCUGAUUACUGAAUUUUUUACUUACUUGGGGGUUAAAAUUGAUAAGAGACAUAAGGACUUAUUCAAGCUCAAUUUUUUAUCGUUAAUUAGUCAGGUUAAACAAUUGCUUACUGAAUGGUCAUCAUUGUCUCUACCAUUGAUUGGCCGAAUCAAUACUAUUAAAAUGAUUAUUCUACCAAAAUUUUUAUAUCUAUUUCACGUGGUACCAAUUUUUAUUCCUAAAUCUUUUUUUGAUACUAUUGAUUCUAAACUUUCAUCUUAUAUAUGGCAGAAUAAAAAUCCUAGGUUAAGUAAAAAAUAUUUACAGAAGUCGAAGAAAGAUGGUGGUUUAGCAAUGCGGAAUUUAUGAUUUUAAUACUGGGCAAUUAAUAUUGGAUAUUUAAUAUUUUGGACACAAGAUUGGGAUAUAAUUCCAAGUGCACAAUUGGUAGACCUUGAAGGUUACUCUGUACAAGGGUUUUCACCGGUUUCUAUUUUAGGAACUUCACUUUCCUUUGUGUUUUCUAAAUUGAAUAAACAAAUGGUUAAUCCAAUAAUUAAAUAUACUUUAUGAAAAUGGUUCCAAUUUAGUAAUUUUUUUGGUUUGAACAAAUUUAUAUUAUCAAGCACUAUUAUAUCUAAUUUUUCUCCAAAGGAUCAAGCCUUUUUGAUAUGGAAAAUGAAGGGUAUAACAUGUUUCCAUGAUUUAUUUUUGAAUAACUGUUUCAUGUCUUGUGAACAGUUAUCUAAUAAAUAUAACUUGCCGAGAUCCCAUUUUUUUAGAUACUUACAAAUAAGAAUCUUUUUACAUGCCACACUGUCUACCUUUCUGAUUUUACGCUCUACUGAUAUCAUGGGAAAAAUUUUAGGUUUAAAUCCUAAUCAGAAGGGAUUAAUAUCCGUUUGCUUUUUUGGGGUUUAGUAUUUGGUUCUUUUUUUGGGGGGGGGAGUUCUUUAUAUAUAUUUUUUUCUUUUUAUUUCUUUUUCUUCUUUAUGGUUAAUUUCAUCAUGAGUUUGGAAGUCUAUUAUACCUAUGUUAUUUGAAAUCUUUUUUGUAUAUGUUUACUAAUAAUAAGAUUAUUCCAAUCUCUUUGUAUCAACAUUGUUAUUUUGUUUAUAAUUUUGAAAAUUAAUGAAAAAGAUUUAAAAAGAAAAGAAGGGAUUAAUAGCAACUAUUUAUGAUAUAAUUAUGAAAAUACAGCCAGGUAUGUCCGAUAAAAUUAAGAAUGAAUGGGAAAUGGAACUUCAACUUCACUUACCUUUAGAGAAAUGGGAGAAAAUUUUUCCAUUAGCUCUUCCUCUAUAUGUGCUAAACAUACGCUGAUACAAUUUAAGGUGUUGCAUAGGGCCCACAUGGCUAAAGAUAAACUAGCUCGUUUUAACUCCCACGUAAAUCCUGUUUGUGACAGAUGUCACUCUGAGGUGGCUUCUUUGACUCAUAUGUUCUGGUCCUGCCCUCUCUUGAAAAAUUUUGGAAAGAUAUUUUUGAUAUUAUUUCAAUAGUUGUGCAUUUUGAUUUAGAACCCCAUCCUAUUACGGCAAUUUUUGGUUUUCCAAUGAUGGAACAUAGCUCUUUAUCUUCUUCAGCCUGUUGGAUGAUUGCAUUUGUCACAUUAAUGGCCAGAAGAUCCAUUUUAUUGAAUUGGAAAGAGACCAACCACCCUUACUACAUUUCAAUGGUUUUCCCAAAUGAUAUCAUGUUUAAAUUUAGAAAAAAUCAGAAGGGUCAUUUUUGAUCCUUCAGUUAAAUUUGAAGAGACUUGGAAGCCAUUUAUUCAACGUUUUCAUAUGAUGUAGUUUGAUCUUUUUUGAAUCCUUUUUAUUAACUUAGAAUAUACGAAUAGAGGAGCAGAGUUGAUGACAUUAAUGAAUUGAUCUAAUUAUUCGAUCUAAUAUAUUGGUUCAGCAAUAUUUUGUUCUGUUUGUAUUUUUGGGGGGUUUAACAAUUAGUUCUAUUUUCAGUUUUUUUGUUGUUUUUUUGGGGUUUUUCCUUUGCGAUAUCCUUUUCUUUUUAUUUCUUUUUUUCUUCAUGAUUAACUAUAUCAAGAGUUUGGAAGUCUAUUACACAUGUACUAUUUUGUAGUCUUUUUUCUAUAUGUUUUUAACAGUAAGGUAUUUCAAAUCUCUUUGUAUCACUAUUGUUAUUAUGUAUAUGAACUUGAAAACUAAUAAAAAGAUUAAAAAAGAAAGGAACUCUGGCAAUCUGCACCUCCUGUUCAGAUCAAUGAAACUCCGAAUGGCUGAUCACAAUCUGAUGGUCUAUGCCUUCCCACACAAAACUGGUCUCACUCAAAGACCCAGAAAUAACUGCUGUGGCAAUUUCAAUUUACUAUGUUUUAAAACAAAUCCCACUAAAAAGAUUGGGUUUAAUGGAGGGAGGGGAGAUGACUUACUGCUUUACCUUAAUAUCCUCAAGAAUUGCUUCAGUUACUGUGUCCUUCCAAUGGACUUUUAUUUUCAUUUUAGCAUUAAUAGUUCAAUAAAAUCAGAUUCGUUGAAGUUCUAAAUGUUUUGCAAUGUUCA